AUGGACAGAGAAAUCAUAACAAGACCCCAAAGGAGAACAGCUCUAGUUGCCAAAGAACUAGCACGCUACAACAUCGACAUCGCAGCUUUGAGCGAGACACGCCUCGCCGAUGAAGGUUCUCUUACAGAACAGACCAGCGGUUACACUUUCUUUUGGAAAGGGAAGGCCGCACACGAAGACAGGAUCCACGGGGUUGGACUGGCUAUUAGGACAAGUCUACUGAAAGAACUUCCAGACUUACCUACAGGUGUCAACGAAAGGCUGAUGAAGUUACGUCUACCUCUCUGUUACAAGCGCUAUGCAACAAUCAUCAGCGCAUAUGCUCCCACCCUCACGAGCCCAGAGGAGACAAUCGAGCAGUUUUAUGCCGACCUCAGUUCCAUCCUGAACUCUGUUCCCGCCGGUGAUAAGAUCAUCCUGCUCGGAGACUUAAACGCCCGACAAGAGUACGAUCUGGUCAUCACCAACACUGUGUUCAGAAUGGCAGACAAGUUCAAGACGACCUGGAUGCACCCAAGAUCAAAACAGUGGCAUCUCAUAGACUUUGUCAUCGUCCGCCAGCGUGACAUCCAGGAUGUCCACGUCACCAGAGCCAUGCGAGAAGCGGAAUGCUGGACAGAUCACCGCCUAGUCCGCUGCACCCUGAAACUUCACAUUGCGCCACGUCACCCAAAGCAACAGCCUUCCUACCUACAGAAGUUCCAGAACAGCCUAAAUGAGAAGCUGACUGCAAACGGGCCUUUGUCUGGAGAUCCAAAGGAAAAGUGGAACCAGUUCAGAGAUGUAGUCACCGAGACAGCAAAGACAGCUCUUGGCCCAAAGACGCGGAAACACCAGGAUUGGUUCGACUAG
Molecule: messenger RNA, 852 nt
Organism: Nematostella vectensis (starlet sea anemone)
Lineage: Eukaryota; Metazoa; Cnidaria; Anthozoa; Actiniaria; Edwardsiidae
Product: craniofacial development protein 2-like
Exons: 2
Coding region: 1-852 (283 amino acids)
Molecular function (GO): catalytic activity
Source: RefSeq, a predicted model, not a curated record